Cladophialophora psammophila CBS 110553 is the source of this 1293-nucleotide messenger RNA. RefSeq lists its product as uncharacterized. The record is from RefSeq and is a predicted model, not a curated record. Gene Ontology annotation, molecular function: hydrolase activity. Lineage: Eukaryota; Fungi; Ascomycota; Eurotiomycetes; Chaetothyriales; Herpotrichiellaceae. The transcript is spliced from 2 exons. Bases 1 to 1293 code for a protein of 430 amino acids.
AUGAAGCACAAGUAUACCGAUGACCAGAACCCCGCUGAAGCCAUGUUCACACAGCCCUUCGGCAUCUCAUGGCGAAAAGCCCUCGUCAGUCUCCCGCGCCUUGUCCCGGACUUUGUCCUCAACUUCACCGCUUCCGAGGGUCCGCAGCCCAUCGUCUCCGAGAUCCCCUCGCGAGGCAAGCAUCUUAUCCCCGUCUACGUCUUCAUCCCACCAGUCCGCAAGCACCGCCAUCGCCACCUGUUCCACCAACGCAAGAACGCGGCUGGCUCGCAUCUAAAGGAUGCUCUUCGGGGCAUAGGCAUUGAUGAAGACCAUGACGGGAAAUUGCCCGUCUUGAUCGAUUUCCAUGGUGGCAGCUUCAUUCUCGGUUCAUGCCAAGAGCAAGCCCCCUUCUGCGCCCGGAUGUGCCGUGAGCUGAACUGCGUCGUUAUCUCGGUAGACUAUCGACUUGGUCCGUAUGCGCAAUUUCCCGCGGCCAACCUCGACGCCGAAGACGUGGUGCUCGCGGUGAUCGACCCAAGCAACAGAGCAUACGAGCCGCUUAGAGAAGGGAUAAUGUGGGAGAUGCUGAAACGAGGACGGAAACCUGUCGAAUUGGACCAGGAAAAAGUCGCCUUGUCAGGCUUCAGUUCGGGAGGCAAUCUUGCUCUGAACCUGGCACUAAGUAUCAAGGAUGACCCGACGUCGGAGACUGACUGGGUGAGUCCGUUGCCCUGGGAAUGGCCGAACGAGAUUCCAGUUCUCUUGUUCUAUCCGAGCUUUGACGCCAGGCUUUUGCCGCACGAGAGGCCAAGGCCAGAAGGUCUGGACCCUCCUAGUGGAUUCGUCGAACGCUGGAAGAUUGAAAAGGAAUUGAUGCCCACAUAUCUGCCUCCGGAGCAGCGGGGUCAUCCACGAGCGAGCCCAGGGCUCGCGGAUAUCAGAGCGAACGACGGAGGGAAUUUCGGCCUGCAUCCGAAAGCCAAGGUGCUCCUGGUGCUACCCCAGUUCGACUCGUUGAACGCCCAGAGCCUGGCUUGGAUCCAGAAAGUCCGUGACGUAGGCAGAGGUGAAGAUCUGAUUGUCGAAGAAGUCAAGGGUGUAGUGCACGGUUGGACGCAGUUUCCGGACUCGUGGAUCAGCGACGAAGAACGGAAGCUCAAGCUCGACGCGUUCCGCAAGGCCAGGGAGUUUCUUGAGGACUGUUGGCACAUUGACGGCCAGGUUGUCGAGGUCGAGGUCGUCCACCCUGACAAGAACAGGACUGGACUCGCCGUAGAUACUACAGCACCACAGAACCUAGGCGAAGCAUGA